Molecule: messenger RNA, 2625 nt
Organism: Sciurus carolinensis (gray squirrel)
Lineage: Eukaryota; Metazoa; Chordata; Mammalia; Rodentia; Sciuridae
Gene: Foxp1
Product: forkhead box P1
Exons: 17
Coding region: 302-2119 (605 amino acids)
Biological process (GO): regulation of transcription by RNA polymerase II
Cellular component (GO): nucleus
Molecular function (GO): DNA-binding transcription repressor activity, RNA polymerase II-specific; RNA polymerase II cis-regulatory region sequence-specific DNA binding
Source: RefSeq, a predicted model, not a curated record
GGCUGCACCAGGGCUUCUCCCUGCCCAGAGAGCCAGCCUGGGCGGCGUGAGCGCAGCGAUAAGGCUCCCGGAGCAAGGAAUGUGCCCACCCUCUAGCCGUGUCCCAGGAACUUUUGCUGACGAUUCCAGUUUCCCCACGGAACAUUCUGGCAAUGGUGAAGGCCUCGAUCCCUUCUCUGUUUUGCUGUCAGCCAUGACCGGAUGGAUGUGAUGCUUGUGAGCCGGAAGGGGUGACAAGUGACCUUUUGAGGUGACUGUAACUGAAGAUUGCUUUACAGAAGCCAAAAAAGGUUCUUGAGUCAUGAUGCAAGAAUCUGGGACUGAGACAAAAAGCAACGGGUCAGCCAUCCAGAAUGGGUCCAGCGGCGGCAACCACCUGCUAGAGUGCGGCGCGCUCCGGGAGGGACGGUCCAACGGGGAGGCGCCGGCCACCGAGCUCGGGGCAGCUGACCUGGCCCACGUCCAGCAGCAGCAGGCUCUCCAGGUGGCCAGGCAGCUCCUGCAACAGCAGCAACAGCAGCAGCAGCAGCAGCAGCAGCAGCAGCAAGUUAGUGGACUCAAGUCCCCCAAGAGGAAUGACAAACAGCCGACGCUUCAGCAGCAGCAGGUGGCCACCCAGCAGCUGGCGUUCCAGCAGCAGCUCCUCCAGAUGCAGCAGCUCCAGCAGCAGCACCUGCUGUCCCUGCAGCGCCAAGGCCUCCUGACCAUCCCGCCCGGGCAGCCCGCCCUCCCCCUGCAGCCUCUUGCUCAAGGCAUGAUUCCAACGGAGCUGCAGCAGCUCUGGAAGGAAGUGACAGGCGUGCACACUGCAGAAGAAGCCCCGAGCAACAACCCCAGCAGCCUGGACCUGACCACCUGCGUGUCCUCCUCCGCCCCCGCCAAGGCCUCCCUGGUGAUGAACCCACAUGCCUCCACCAACGGCCAGCUCUCGGUGCACACGCCCAAGAGGGAGAGCCUGUCCCACGAGGAGCACCCGCACAGCCACCCUCUGUACGGACACGGCGUGUGCAAGUGGCCCGGCUGCGAGGCCGUGUGCGAGGACUUCCCGUCGUUUCUCAAACAUCUCAACAGCGAGCAUGCGCUGGACGAUAGAAGUACCGCCCAGUGUAGAGUUCAGAUGCAGGUGGUACAGCAGUUAGAGCUACAGCUCGCUAAAGACAAAGAGCGUCUUCAGGCCAUGAUGACGCACCUGCACGUGAAGUCCACGGAGCCCAAAGCCGCCCCUCAGCCCCUCAAUCUGGUGUCCAGCGUCACGCUCUCCAAGUCCGCCUCCGAGGCCUCUCCGCAGAGCUUACCUCACACCCCCACGACCCCCACCGCCCCGCUGACUCCCGUCACCCAAGGCCCCUCCGUCAUCACCACCACCAGCAUGCACACGGUGGGACCCAUCCGCAGGCGGUACUCGGACAAGUACAACGUGCCCAUUUCUUCAGCAGAUAUUGCGCAGAACCAAGAAUUUUAUAAGAACGCAGAAGUUCGACCGCCAUUUACGUAUGCAUCCCUAAUCAGACAGGCCAUUCUUGAAUCUCCGGAAAAGCAGCUCACGCUGAAUGAAAUCUAUAACUGGUUCACGCGAAUGUUUGCUUACUUCCGGCGCAACGCAGCCACGUGGAAGAAUGCAGUGCGCCAUAAUCUUAGUCUCCACAAGUGUUUUGUGCGAGUAGAGAACGUUAAAGGGGCAGUGUGGACGGUGGAUGAAGUAGAGUUCCAAAAGCGAAGGCCACAAAAGAUCAGUGGUAACCCUUCCCUCAUUAAAAACAUGCAGAGCAGCCACGCCUACUGCACACCUCUCAAUGCAGCUUUACAGGCUUCGAUGGCUGAGAACAGUAUACCUCUAUACACUACCGCUUCCAUGGGCAACCCCGCCCUGGGCAACCUAGCCAGCGCCAUGCGGGAGGAGCUGAACGGGGCCAUGGAGCACGCCAACAGCAACGAGAGCGACAGCAGCCCCGGCCGGUCCCCUAUGCAAGCCGUGCAUCCCGUUCACGUCAAGGAAGAGCCCCUCGAUCCGGAGGAAGCCGAAGGGCCGCUGUCCUUGGUGACGACAGCCAACCACAGUCCAGAUUUUGACCAGGACAGAGAUUACGAGGACGAGCCAGUCACCGAGGACAUGGAGUGAACACCUGGGCGGGGCGGGGCCGGCCCGAGCGCGAAGACCGCGGCAGGCAGACGGAACAAAACAGAAACCCUGCCAGACGCUGGCAGCGGGAUUGCUCUCCCUGGGUCGAGCCGGCUGGAGGAUUUUCACGAACGCGUUGACGACUCUGAGACGUGUUGACUCUUAGUGCCAUCAAAAGUCCCAUUUGGGAGUAUUUUUGAUUUUUCUACUUUUUGUUGAAAAAGGAAUUUGUACUCUGUGCGUUGGACGGACUCGUUUGGUACUUGGGAUCUUCCUCUGUUCACAGUCAACAUCAGUGUUGUACAUUUGCUAAACUGAGAUUCACUUUCAGCAGCAGACUUUGAACUGCAGUCCCGCCGGCGUUGGACGCGCGGCGCCCGCCCGAGCCGCGGACCGCGCCUCUGCCAGAGUCCACGGGUUCCAAUGGACGGCCUGUUGCACAGUACCGCAUGUUGAUUAUCACUGCCUUUACGCCUUUUGGUUUUUUUGUUUUUCUGUUUUUUGGU